AUUUUUCCCUUUCCCCCCUUUUUUUUUUUCUUUCAUUUUUUCCCUUUUUCCCCCUUUUUUCCCCCUUUUUCCCCCCUUUUUUUUCCCCCAUUUUUUUUUAAUUUCCUGACCUCGCCGCCUCCUCGGAUCUCUCUUAUUCAAACCCACCCCCCCCCCCGCCUCCGCGGGGCCGGGCGCCGCCACCCCGAGCUGCCCAUGGAUCGCAGCGGCGGCCCCGGCGGGGGCAGCGGCGACCGCGGGCAGCAGCAGCAGCCGGAGGAGGGCAAGGGGCCGCCUCCCCCCGACGUACCCGGGCCCGAGGGGGGCCCCAAAAUGGGCGCCGCUCCCUGCCGCCGGCCCCCGCUGCACUGCAACGGCAUGAGGUACAAGCUGCUGCAGGAGGGGGACAUCCAGGUGUGCGCCAUCCGGCACCCCCGGACGUUUCUCAGCAAGAUCCUCACCUCCAAGUUCCUGCGCCGCUGGGAGCCGCACCACUUGACCCUGGCGGACACCGGCGUCGCCUCGGCCACGCCAACUGGGUACAUGGAAAACUCCAUUUCUUACAGUGCUAUUGAAGAUGUUCAACUGCUGUCCUGGGAGAACGCCCCUAAGUACUGUUUACAGCUCACAAUCCCGGGGGGUACUGUCUUACUGCAGGCUGCAAACAGUUACCUGAGGGAUCAGUGGUUCCAUUCUUUGCAGUGGAAGAAAAAGAUUUACAAGUACAAGAAGGUGCUCAGUAACCCCAGCCGCUGGGAGGUGGUGUUGAAGGAGAUCAGGACGCUGGUGGACAUGGCGCUGACGUCUCCGCUUCAGGACGAUUCCAUUCACCAAGCCCCACUGGAGAUUGUCUCAAAACUGCUCUCAGAGAACAACAACUUAACCACUCAAGACCAUGAGAGCAUUAUUGUGGCAAUUGCACCUUUGCUGGAAAACAACCAUCCUCCUCCUGACCUCUGUGAAUUCUUCUGCAAGCACUGCCGAGAGCGCCCGCGGUCGAUGGUUGUGAUAGAAGUGUUCACGCCAGUGGUACAGAGGAUUCUCAAACACAACAUGGAUUUUGGGAAAUGCCCUCGGUUGCGUCUGUUUACUCAGGAGUACAUUCUGGCUUUGAAUGAGCUGAAUGCUGGAAUGGAGGUGGUGAAGAAGUUUAUUCACAGCAUGCAUGGUCCGACUGGACAAUGUCCCCAUCCCAGGGUCCUGCCAAAUCUCGUGGCUGUCUGCUUAGCAGCCAUUUAUUCAUGUUAUGAGGAAUUUAUCAACAGCCGAGACAAUUCGCCGAGCCUGAAGGAAAUUCGGAAUGGCUGCCAGCAGCAGUGCGACCGAAAGCCUAAUCUCCCCCUCCGCCUUCUUCACACGAGUCCUGACCUGGUCUCUCAAGAGGCCACCUUGACUGAAUCGCGGCUCAAACCAGUCAUCGUCACUUCGAACGAGAUCCACGUGGAAGUGGAGCGCAACAACACGGCUAACCAGAAGAUGACAGCCAACGUGGGCAAUGACAGCGAGCCCAACCUGAUCGACUGCUUGAUGGUCAGUCCCACCUGCAGCACCAUGAGCAUUGAGCUCAGCGCCCAGGCAGACAGGAUCCUCGGCUGCUAUGUCGAAAUACUCAAGAUGCUGUCAGACUAUGAUGACUGGAGACCAGCCCUGGCCAGCUUGCUUCAGCCUAUCCCGUUUCCCAAGGAGGCGCUUGCACAUGAGAAAUUCACAAAGGAGCUGAAAUACGUGAUUCAGAGAUUUGCAGAAGACCCGAGACAAGAAGUCCACUCAUGUUUGCUGAGUGUGCGGGCUGGCAAAGACGGCUGGUUCCAGCUCUACAGCCCUGGAGGAGUGGCGUGUGAUGAUGAUGGAGAGCUGUUUGCCAGUAUGGUUCAUAUUUUAAUGGGAUCCUGCUAUAAAACAAAGAAGUUCCUGCUUUCACUGGCUGAAAAUAAAUUAGGACCUUGCAUGCUACUGGCUUUGAGGGGUAACCAGACGAUGGUAGAGAUUUUGUGUUUGAUGCUGGAAUACAACAUCAUCGAUAAUAAUGACACGCAGCUCCAGAUCAUCUCUACCCUGGAAAGCACAGACGUGGGAAAGAGAAUGUAUGAACAGCUGUGUGACAGGCAGAGGGAGUUAAAAGAGCUGCAAAGAAAAGGUGGUCCCACAAGGUUAACACUGCCAUCCAAGUCCACAGAUGCAGACCUGGCCCGCUUGCUAAGCUCGGGAUCUUUUGGAAAUUUGGAAAAUCUCAGCCUGGCCUUUACCAAUGUAACAAGUGCUUGUGCCGAGCACCUCAUUAAACUGCCUUCACUCAAGCAGCUGAACCUGUGGUCAACUCAGUUCGGGGAUGCGGGGCUGCGGCUUCUGUCGGAACACCUCACGAUGCUGCAAGUGCUCAACCUGUGCGAGACGCCCGUCACGGACGCCGGGCUGCUGGCGCUUAGUUCCAUGAAGAGCCUGUGUAGUUUAAAUAUGAACAGCACCAAACUUUCAGCAGAUACCUACGAAGAUCUCAAGGCUAAACUGCCCAACCUGAAAGAAGUGGAUGUUCGCUACACCGAAGCGUGGUGAACUCUCCCUGCCUCCAACUCUCUCUUUUGCUUCUGACAGGAAGGAAAAGAGUUUUAAAACAAACAAAGAAAAACAAAUCGGAAAAAAAUAACUUUUGGCUAAUAUCUGUAGAGCAGUGAGUGCUGGGACUUGGUGGUAGGAGUCGUGGUAUGAGGUGGAGGAAUUGUGUGUGUCAGGGGACAGGGAAGGCCUGGACCUGGCCGAAUUCUUGCAGCUUUGUGAUUUCGGAAUCAACAUAAUUUAAAUUGAAAAGGAGAGAAUUUAAAAAAAAAAAAAGAGGAAAAAAGAGGA
Cygnus olor (mute swan) is the source of this 2823-nucleotide messenger RNA. RefSeq names its product c-Maf inducing protein (gene CMIP). The record is from RefSeq and is a predicted model, not a curated record. Gene Ontology annotation, cellular component: nucleoplasm; cytosol. NCBI's taxonomy places the organism in Eukaryota, Metazoa, Chordata, Aves, Anseriformes, Anatidae. Bases 196 to 2532 code for a protein of 778 amino acids. The transcript has 21 exons.